Messenger RNA from Plasmodium malariae, 3453 nucleotides. Its product is annotated as conserved Plasmodium protein, unknown function. The coding region runs from base 1 to 3453 and encodes 1150 amino acids. Gene Ontology annotation, cellular component: cytoplasm. Gene Ontology annotation, biological process: axoneme assembly. The transcript has a single exon. The record is from RefSeq and is a predicted model, not a curated record. Lineage: Eukaryota; Apicomplexa; Aconoidasida; Haemosporida; Plasmodiidae.
AUGGGUUUUCAAUCAUGUGCUCAUAAAAAAGAUAAAAAUAAAAAAGAUAAAAAUAAAAAAGAUAAAAAUAAAAAAGAUAAAAAUAAAAAAGAUAAAGAAAAAAAAGAUAAAAAUAAAAACGAUAAAAAUAAAAAAGAUAAAAAUAAAAACGAUAAAAAUAAAAAAGAUAAAAAUAAAAAAGAUAAAAAUAAAAAACUAUAUACUUCAACUAGCAAUGAAAACAUAGAAGAUAACAUUGUGUCUGAUUUUAUAUCAGAAAAGGCUGAUUCGAAUAUAGGCAUAAGAAAGGGUAAUAGGAAUGUUUAUCAAAAAAAUGACCAAAUGAAGAAAAGUUUAAUCAGUUCAAGUAAGUCUGAUGCUAGUAAAAGAGACAGCAAUUUUUCUACAGUAGAAGAAGCAGUUAAACAAAAUAAUAUCAUCAGUACUGUUAGAACUAAUGAUUCUAUUAUUAGCAAUGAGGACACUGUUAGCUACCUAAGCACAGAGCUGAAGAAAGAUCAUACUUCUUUGGAUUAUCCACUAGAUGAAAUAAGUGGCAAAAGUUAUUAUGAUAAUACCAGUUUUGUAAAUUUUUCCCCAACUGAGGGUGUGGAAGAUGUACAGAGCGGUACUGUUGAAUAUGUGGAAGGAGAUGAAGAAGAAAGGGGGCAAUAUUAUCUUACAGACAGUGAUAGAAAGAGCUGUAUGACCACGUCUAACAGUGUUAAGAGGAGAAUUGAUCAUGGCUUGGACGAAAAAGCAAAAGAAAAAAAUGUUCCAUUUUGUAGAGAUGGGACAAAUAUAAGAAACACGGAAGGGAAAAGUGCCGAAGGGAGUAAGAUUAAUGAUAAUGAUAAUGCUAAUGGACGAGCAGACAAUAAAAUUAAGGCCGUAAAUAGAGCCAAUAGGAUAAGCGAAGAACAAAGGAGUAGCAGCAAACUUGAAAACUUGAAAGACAUUUUACAUGAUCAGUUGAAAAAAAAGAAAAGCUUAUUGUUAGAAAAAUUAAGGGCGAGAGAGCACGAAAAAAGAAAGUUAGAGGAGGAUGUAAAAAAUGCAGGACUUGAGUUGUUUAGAAUAAAUAAAGAAAGUGAGCUUUUAAUAAACAGAGAACAAGAAUUAAUGAACUCCUUGGAAAGUAUUAAAUGUCAAAAGGAUAUUUACACAAAUGAAAAUAUAGAAUUAAAAAAAAUGUAUAAUAAUGAACUACUUGAAUUAAAAAAAGCAUUAAAUUAUUACAUAGAAAUAGAUUACAAAUUGAAUAAUAGCCUCUUAGAAUUAAAUAACUUAAAAAAAUAUUAUGAUUAUGUUCAUGUAAAUUCUAAGAUCAGCGAGAAUGUUCUUUCAUCAAAUAAGGAAAUGAAAAUAAAGCAAAAAACAAUUAAUAAAAAGGAAAAUAUUUUAAGCAAAAUGAAACAUGAACUGAACGAAUUGAGCAGCAGAAUUAGUAUAAAAAAAGAGUUGUACAAAAAUGAAGAAACGGAAUGUCAAAAUUUGCAGAAAUUAAUAAAAGAGGAAAAAAAGGAGGUAUCUAUUUUGAAAGAAGAAAAAAAUAAACUUAUCAAAAAUUUUAAUGAUUCAAUUAGUAACAUGAAGAAAAGAGAUGAAGCUAUUGAUGAGAUUAAUAACAAGUUAAAUCAAUUAAAGUCAAACGUAAGUGAGUUAGAAAAAAGUAUUGAACAGUUAAAAAAGGAGAACAUAAUUGAAAAAGAGAAAAAGGAAAAGCUCCUAAUGGAAUUUAGGAUGUUAAAAAGGGAUAAGGAAAAGGUUAAAAUGGACAAGGAAAUUUUAGAAAAAAAUAUAGAAGAAAUAUGUCAAUAUAAUGAAAAAAUAAAAGAAAAAAUUCGAAAUGAAAAAAAAAAAUACGAUGAGAUUAAUGAUGUAAUACAAAAUAUACAUAAAGAUGUACGAAUAAGAGAAAAUAAGAUAAAAGUAAUAAAAAAUGGGAUUAAUCAAAACAUAGACAAAAUUAUAAAUGUGUAUACAGAAGAAAUUAAGAUUGGACAUUUCUCUUCAAAAUUGAAGAGUGAACUAGCUGCUGUUAAAGAAAAUAUUAUAAAAAAAGAAAGCGAAAUGGAAAAUUACAAAAACGAUAUUGUUCGUAUUAAAAUUCAACAAAUUUUGGAAAGCACCAAAAGAGAAAAUAUGGAAAAAAAAAUGAAUAAAUUAAACGAAGAAUAUGAUGAAAAAAAUUCCAUUCUAUGCAAUUAUGACAAUAUUAUUAGAAAAAAUCAUCACUUGAUAGAAAAUAAACAAGUAGAAGUAGAUAGAUUAAAUGAGGAGUUCGAUAAAAAGAACAAAAAAGGGGCAGACCUACAUGGUAUUCCCGUAACAUUAGAAAUGAAGAUACAAAAAUUAAAUAAACAAAUUAGUGAUAUAAUAAAGGAUAGCAGAUUAUUAGAAAAACAAUGGUUUUUCAAACAAUCUGAAAUGAUAAAAAUACAAAAUGAAAAUAGCAAUAUUAAUGAAGAGAUUUUAAAAGGGAAAGAUUUAUGUUUAAUAUUAGGACAAAAAAAAUGUGAACUUCAAGAAAAUUACAAAAACGUUAAAGAUAUUAUUAAAAAAUUAAAUAAAAACAUUUUAUAUAUUCGCUUACAGUUAGAAAAGUUUGCUUCUAAAAAUAAUGACACAUUACUUAAAAUUGAAAAAAUAGACGAUGAAAUGCUCAAGUGGAAUGAAAAUAUAAAUGUAAAAGCAGAGGAAUAUAAAAACAAGAAAGAAAGUCUGAACAUAGAUAUAAAUAACUUGAAAAAUGAGAAAGAGCAAUAUCAACAAGACUUGCUAAAUUAUGAAAAUAAAAUACUUUUUUUUGAAGAAAAAAUUACAGAAAAAAAAAAAUUGAAAGGAGUAAUUAAGGAAUACAUAGAGAAUAAGGAUAUUAUACAGUUAAAAAAGCAACAACAAGAGAAAAAUAUCUUCAUAGAAAAUAUGAAAAAGCAAAAAAACAUUAUUUUAGCAAACAUAAAACUUGCCUUAAGUAAAAGAAAUGAUUUAGAUAAUAAGAAGGAAUUAUUUCAAAAAAAUUACGAAAGUGGUGUUAAUGUUUCUUUCAAAAUACAACAUGAAAUUUCAUUGCUAAAAAAAAAUGUAAAAACAACAAAAAAUAAAAAAAAAUACUUAACUGAGCAUUUAAGUGAACUCACAAAAACAUAUGAUCAUUUAUUAAAUCAAAUGAAAGACCAACAAAUAUACUUUUCAUGUUUAAACCAAGAAUACAACAUGUAUCAAGGUAUAGUCCAAAUUAAAAAUUUUGAAAAAAAACAUCGUUUUCAAGAGUUGUUAAAAUUUCAAAAUGCUGUAAAGAAUGUUCACAUACUUGAAAAUUCUAAAAAAUCUUAUGAUCAUAUAAAAAAAGCCUGUUCUACGCAAAAGAAAAGACUUUCAUCAAUUAUAAAUAUUUUGCAAAAUUUUAGUACCAACAAUGAAAAAUAUACUCAGUUCAUUUCGGUAAUACUCGAAUGGAUUACCAAUUAA